CCAAGUACCACUUCGCGUUGCGGCUCAUCUUGAAGCUCAUCGACGUGACCCGAUGUUGGGAUAAUGCGUGUUUGUCUGCCUCAGGAGCAAUAGACGGUCUCGACUUGCAAUUUGAGGAGCGUCAAGACUGGAAUUCGGAUCUGUGGUUUCGAAGAAUGGACCUUGGAUAACUCUUGUCCCAUCUCUGCCUAGCACGCGUCGCAACUCGCCUCUCCUCCCAGCCCACCGAGCGAGCGCCCUUGGACGAUGGCUGCAUUGACUCCGUAUACCUACAUCCAGUGCCCCUGUUCGGAUCCUGCCAACCUCGCCCGCCACAGCCACAGCGAUCCCACCACUCCCAGCGCGACAGAGGAGCUCGACGCCUUCGAGCGCCCCUUCGACCCGCGAGCCCCUCGUGCUGCCUACAGCCUCUACCCCCUCGAGUACCUGCUCUACUGCGAAGACUGCCACCAGAUCCGCUGCCCAAGAUGUAUCGCCGAGGAGAUUGUCACAUAUUUCUGCCCAAACUGUCUGUUUGAGGUGCCGGGGAGCAACAUCAAGAGCGACGGCAACAGGUGCACACGAAGCUGCUUCCAGUGCCCCGUCUGCGUGGGCCCGCUGUCCGCCACCGCCGUCGACCCUCCGCCGCCCUCCGAGUCCGAGAGCAAGGAGGCUUACUCCUCCGCCCUCCCGUCCUAUAUCCUUACCUGCUCCUACUGCCAAUGGACGUCCAGUGAGAUCGGGAUCAAGUUCGACAAGCCAAACGGCAUCUACGCGCAGCUCCAGAAAAUACGCAACGGCGGCAAGACGCGGCUGACGCCCAAGGAGCGCAGGGACAGGCGCAAGGAGGCCGUCACGGCCAGCAGCGGCGUGAGCUCGACCGCGCUGGGCUCGUCCGCCCUGCCGCCGAUAGGGGAGGACGCCCCGUCGGCGGCGAGCCCGCAGGCGCGCGCCGAGGCGGCCGAGGACCUCGACGUCGAGACCCAGUUCGCCAACCUCAAGGCGUUCUACCAGUCACAGCUCACGGACGCCUCCGAGAAGGGCAGCGGCCUGUCGUCCCUCGGGGAGAUGAGGCUCGGCUCGCCGGGGUCACUGUCGCGCAUCAUGAGCCUCUACACCGGCACGGGCCUUGUCGGCGACAAGAAGGCCAAGUCGCGUACCAGCUUGAUACGGGAGGCGCUCGAGCCCGAGGAGGGGCUCAAGGUCGCGGACCUGGACGAGACGAGGGCCAUCGAGCGCCUGCGCCGGUCGCGCUGGGACGAGACCGCGUCCGCCAGCCAGGCGGCGGCGCAGCCGCCCGCCAACGUGUGCGAGCCGGACCUGCACGGGCGGUCGCGCUUCGUCGACGAGCUGCGGCCCGUGGCCUACCUGCUGCGCACGAAGCGCUCCAAGCGGUGCCCCGUCUGCCGGCACAUCGUGUCCAAGCCCGAGGCGAAGGUGACCAACACGCGGUUCCGCAUCCGCCUCGUCGCGGGCAGUUACAUCCCCACCAUCUCCAUGCGGCCCCUGCAGGCGACGUCGCUCACGCAGAGCAUCUCGGGCAACCCGUUCGCGGCCACCACGUCCACGUCGAUGGCGCCAGCGGGGCCCCCCGCCCUGCUCGCGCCCCUCAGGCCCGUGCAGUACCUGCUCACCUUCAAGAACCCCAUCUUCGAGCCGGUGCGCGUCACCCUCGCCACGCCCUCCGUCACCCCGGGCCGCUUCGCGAGCAAGGUCACCGUGCUGUGCCCCGAGUUCGAGAUCGACGCCAACACGGACGUCUGGGACGAGGCGCUCAAGGACAGGCGGUCGCUGCUGCAGCAGCAGAUCCAGCAGCAGCAGCAGCAGCAGCAACAACAACAACAACAACGAGAGGACACGCCCGGCGGGGGCGGCGGCGGCGCGGGCCAGCCGUCCGUGGAGCCCGGCAAGGUGUGGGAGCGCGGCAGGAACUGGGUCACCAUCGUGGUGGAGGUCGUCCCCGCGAGCCUGGAGCUGGCGCGGACCAACGCCAGCCUGGUGCGCACGGGGGGGGGCGGCUGGGGGCUGGGCAUCAAGCGCGAGCUGGACAUGGGGCCCCUCCGCCCGGACGAGGACGUCCUGGAGAUACCGAUGUUUGUGCGCCUCGAGUGGGAGACGGACGCCGCCGCCGACGAGGGCCGGGCCGCCGACAGCAAGGGCGACGGGAGGGAGAAGAGGGAGCUUGCGUAUUGGUGUGUGAUGGGGCUGGGGAGGAUCUCCCAGGAUUGAUUGAGCGACGUGUGGGCGUGCAUGGGCGUGGGAAGAGAAGAGAAGCAAAAGAAAAAAUCUACUGAAGCGAGUUUGCAAGCAUUAGCAUUUGAGACAAAGGUCACGAUACCCUGAACGGACAAGCAUGAUUUGCGCGUGAAAACUUGUACGGCAGCAGAUUGAACAACGCUACCGACGGUCACAGCAUCGAGGAUGUGUCAUGUCGUAGGGGCAGUUUUGGCGAUUC
This is a messenger RNA of Diaporthe batatas, 2434 nucleotides long. RefSeq lists its product as uncharacterized. The coding region runs from base 247 to 2208 and encodes 653 amino acids. NCBI's taxonomy places the organism in Eukaryota, Fungi, Ascomycota, Sordariomycetes, Diaporthales, Diaporthaceae. The transcript has 2 exons. The record is from RefSeq and is a predicted model, not a curated record. Gene Ontology annotation, cellular component: dynactin complex.